Messenger RNA from Symbiodinium sp. CCMP2456, 390 nucleotides. The record is from the annotation of a GenBank genome assembly. NCBI's taxonomy places the organism in Eukaryota, Dinophyceae, Suessiales, Symbiodiniaceae.
AUGGUGACCAUGGGAGCAGAAACCAGGGGGGAGGACUCGAAGGGGUCCGAGCCGCUGAAGGCUCCGGAGCCGGGUCCUUCGCCGUUGGCCAGACUGGGUGGCCUAGCUCGGCUCUGCGCAUGCAGGCGCAGGAAGAGCAAAGAGGAGGAGGCAGAUGCAGCCCAAGCGCGCUACGAGCAGCUCCUCAAGACAGGCAGCGCAGUGGACCAGCGCAAACGAGAAGAUUGGUACGAUCGUCUGGCUUGGUGGACCGACGUCAAGACGAAGACCGGCGCCCGCGUUUUCGUCCUGGCGCCGCGAGGCCCCAGAGGUGAGACAGAGUAUGGCAUCAACAUGCACGAGCUACUGGCCUAUGCCCUCUCGAAGAUGCACAAGGUGGUUGCUGAAGAG